Myotis myotis is the source of this 1915-nucleotide messenger RNA. It is a transcript of the gene NME8, whose product is annotated as NME/NM23 family member 8. The transcript is spliced from 14 exons. The coding region runs from base 35 to 1681 and encodes 548 amino acids. The record is from RefSeq and is a predicted model, not a curated record. NCBI's taxonomy places the organism in Eukaryota, Metazoa, Chordata, Mammalia, Chiroptera, Vespertilionidae.
UGUUUACCAAGCCUGGUGCGGACCCUGCAAAGCAAUGCAGACGUUAUUCAGGAAGCUGAAAAAUGAGCUGAACGAAGAUGAAAUUCUGCAUUUUGUUGUAGCUGAAGCUGACAGCGUUGCGACUUUGCAGCCAUUUAGAGAUAACUGUGAACCUAUUUUUCUUUUUAGUGUUAAUGGCAAAAUUGUUGCAAAGAUUGAGGGUGCAAACGCACCACUUGUUAAUAAAACAGUUAUUAACUUGGUGAAUGAUGAGAAGAAAAUUGCAGCAGGUGAAAUCGUUCGCCCUCAGUAUCAUGAAAUUGGACUUGCAGGCUCAAGUACAGAAUUUGCCAAGACAGCAUCCAAAGAUACUAUGGGCCGAAUAUACAGUAUUGCUAUUAUCAAACCCGAGGCUAGGAAUACUGGAAAAACUACGGAAAUUAAAGAAAAUAUUGUCAACGCAGGAUUCGUCAUAGAAGCAGAAGAUAAUAGAGUGCUCACUGAAAACCAAGUGAGGGAAUUCUAUAGUCAAAUAGCCGAGCAGCCUGACUUUGAAGAGUUUAUCUCAUUAAUGACACAUAGCCUAAGCUGUGUUCUAGUUGUAUCUCGAAGCACUGAACAAGUACCGUUCUUGGAAGAGGAAAUUGUAUCUAAAUUUGAGACUGAACCUCAAGAACCACCUGAGGGUCAACCUGAGAUGGACCCAUCUUCACUGGUGAAGAAAAAGUGGGACAGCAGUUUAGAAGAAUAUCUGGUUAAAGAAAAUAUACGUCAGUUUUGUGAUGUUGAAGAGGAUGUAGAUAAUGUUAAUAAGCUUAUUGAUAUCUUCUUCCCUGAUUUUAAAAACAUGAAAUUAGAAAAGACACUGGCAUUACUUCGACCAGAUCUCUUUCAAGAAAAGAAAGAGGAUGUUUUGAAUAUUAUUAAAAAUGAAGGCUUUAAUAUACUGAUGCAAAGGCCAGUGGUAUUAUCAGAAGAAGAGGCACGAACACUGUGCAAGGAAUAUGAAAAUGAAAAUUAUUAUGAAAAGGUGAUAGAAAACAUGACCAGUGGUCCAUCUCUAGCUCUUGUUUUAGUGAGAGAAAAUUCUUUACAACACUGGAAAGAGUUAAUUGGACCAAGUACUGUUGGAGAAGCUAAAAGAUAUCUUCCGAACAGUUUGUGUGUACAAUUUGCAAUGGAAAACCUGCCGAUCAACCAGUUGUAUGGAAGUGACUCACUUGAAGCUGCCGAAAGGGAAAUCCAGUAUUUCUUUCCUCCUCAAAACACUUUAGCAGUGAUUAAACCUCAGGCAACACUCAAACAAAGAGAGAUGAUCUUCAACCGUAUUAAAGAGGCUGGAUUUGAUAUAAUACAGAUGAAGGAAAUUCUGCUAACCAAAGAGCAUGCUGACAAAAUUUAUUAUAAAAUAGCACAGAAAGACUUUUAUAACAGUGUGUUGGAGGUAUUAUCUGAGGGUCCAUCUUUGGUCAUGAUUCUGAGCAAGUGGAAUGCUAUUGCAGACUGGAGGCGAUUGAUGGGUCCCACAGACCCAAGUGAAGCAAAGUUCUUGUCCCCAAACUCUCUCCGAGCCCAAUUUGGAAUAAAUCUUUUGAAAAAUGCUGUCCAUGGAUCAUCUAAUGCCACUGAGGCAAUGCAAACAAUUCAAAAUAUAUUUGAAGAGGUUGAUCCUGAGAAUCCCGAGAAUCCCAAGGAAAACUAAAACUCUUCACAUGUGCAGUGUUGUCUUCAGCUGGAUGAGCCAAAUUGAGAAUCCGUCCACAUAAUGAGAAAACAUUGUGAAAUGGACCAAUCCCUCCAUACCCAUUCAGGUUCCCGAGGGAAAGAAGAGUACAUCGCUCCCUUAAUAGUGUCAUUUAGUCUAGGCUUUCUCUAGAUGUAAGAACAUUGUAUCAAAACAUUAAAUGCAAAAAUAAAAGUAGAUUCUGUCAUACUA